Molecule: messenger RNA, 1053 nt
Organism: Salmo salar (Atlantic salmon)
Lineage: Eukaryota; Metazoa; Chordata; Actinopteri; Salmoniformes; Salmonidae
Source: RefSeq, a predicted model, not a curated record
UCAUAACUACAUCACUGAAUAGUCUAUGCCUAAAAUAUGGACUAGCGCUGUCGUUGUCAACCUGGGAUAUGUAUACCACUGGGGAGACUUGGCCUUUCUCCAGGGGGAUUCAGAAGACACCUCCACAACCACUGUCCCAGCGACUGUCCUGGCUGAGACGCUACGAUAGAAUACACCCUGUGAUGUCACAGAGGAACCUCUCUAGUGGGUGGAGUCCAUAUCUCAAAAACAAACAACUAACACCUGACACCAUUGGACAAUGGAGACAGGAGAGAAAGCGGAGAAAGCAGCUGCGAAGGAGGCCAAGACGGACCUCAAGGAUGUGCCAUCGGCGGUUUUACAUUUCCAGCAGGCAGCAGAGAUGUUAUUCUCGGCCCCGGUGCAGGCUGCUCCAUGCCGGGGAAAGCUAGGCUUUAAGUGGGCGGUGCGCAGCGUCAUCCUGAUGACUCGCUUCUGCCGCUACUUCAUGUCCCGUUCCAACUCUCGCCAAUUCAUGGAGUUCAACUUCCGGGAGACCAUCACCAACCAGCCGGCCGGGGGAACGGGUAAAAAUCUGGUGUUUGACCUGAACCACUUCAAAGUGAAAGAGGACCGGAUCCCUGUUCUGCUGGUGGAGAUUAUGCGGAAGUGCCCAGAGGAGCGUUCUGAGUCGGAGGUGUUGCUGGUUCACAACAUGCUGAGCUCUGUGAGCAUGUUUCGUCGCUACAGUGGAACCCUGCAACUCCUUCUGGCCAGGGUGGUUCGCUAUCAGAGGUUAGAGGUCAAUCCCCUGUCAAUCAAUUGCAAGAAAAUGAGCUUUAAAACUGCAAAAUGUUCUUUUCACCCCAAGACAAAAUGUGCAGAAUUGCAGGAAAUAAGCUUUAACCCUGAAAAAUUCUCUCCACCAACAAGAGGGGUGUGAACAGUUUGUGUCAUGAACAGUGCUUGUGCCCAUAGAAAUAGAUGCAACGUGCACAACGAGGCGCCGGAUGUUCCCCAAUGCUGGAAAGGGAAAGGGGAUACCUAGUCAGUUGUACUAUUGAAUACCUUCAACUGAAAUGUGUCUUCCGCAUG